Naegleria fowleri is the source of this 618-nucleotide messenger RNA. RefSeq lists its product as uncharacterized. The coding region runs from base 1 to 618 and encodes 205 amino acids. The record is from RefSeq and is a predicted model, not a curated record. The transcript is spliced from 2 exons. Lineage: Eukaryota; Heterolobosea; Eutetramitea; Acrasida; Naegleriidae.
AUGGGCAACACAUCACCAAUUGUAGCAGGAUCAUGGAGAGAAAAGUCCGGUAAAAUUUGGCACUGCACUCAAAAUGGCAAUCAAUUCAGUUGGACUCAAGAAGGAACUGGCAGACAAGCUCAUGGAACAAUUGUUGCUGUUUCAAUGGCUCCUGCUUCCUUCUCCAUUCAUAUUACUUUUGAUGGAAAUGUUCAUUGGAAAUUGACUCCAAGUUUAGAUGGAACAGCAUUGACUGGAAAAAGUGAUACUUUUUAUCGAGUGAAUACUGGUUCCUCGUUUGCAAGUGACAAACUGAAAGCUGUGGCCUCCUAUUCGCAGUCUCAAAUCUCUCCAUUGUCAUCAAGUGAAAUUGUUCAAAUAUUGGGAUACUUUACAUUCGAUUCAGACAGAGGAAAAGUUAUUUCUCAAUUGAAAUCCACAAAUAAUAUUGCGAGUAUGGACACUAGCUCAGCUGCUUCAAUUAUUAGACUUUUCGGCAGUGAUAGUACCAAGGUUAAGGCUGUUCAGGACUUGUGCCCAUACAUUUGGGACAGAAAACAAAAUGCUGAAAUCAUUGUAGCCAAUUUUACAUUUGCUUCUGACAAAGGUAGGGCCAGAGAUUACUUGUUGAAGAAUUAA